Solanum lycopersicum (tomato) is the source of this 813-nucleotide messenger RNA. RefSeq lists its product as uncharacterized. The record is from RefSeq and is a predicted model, not a curated record. NCBI's taxonomy places the organism in Eukaryota, Viridiplantae, Streptophyta, Magnoliopsida, Solanales, Solanaceae.
UAAUCGCGCCACACAGCAGUGAAGCAGACUGGAAGCUUUUUCCCAGUCUCUGCUUAUACUCAUCACCUUCUACUUUUUUUCGCACACAAAAUUUCUCUGUCUGCGGCUCAGAAGAAUAUGGAAGGAGUAAGUUCUAGAAUCGGUCGGGCCUCGUCGAGGUAUGGCGGCACAGCUCCAAUUUUUAGUGGUCCAGUUAGAAAAUGGAAGAAGCAGUGGGUUACUACUCAGCCCAACAACAAUCUUCGUGGCACCGGCAACACUAACAACGUUACCGGACCUAAACUCAUGCUUUGCCGUUGGACGCCUCUUGCUUCCGUUCAUUCUGGAGAUUCUACUAUGCCGGAAAAAACUCCUAAACGGAAGUUCCGAUAUGCACCUAUUGUUGACUUGGAAGAAAAGAAAAAUGAAGUUCCUGACAACAAAGCUAAGUUGAGGAAGCUGAAUCAAGCUAUCACAUGUGCAACACCAAACGAUAAUAUCUUGACGAAACAAAGCAUGAAUGAUAUCUUUGAUGACGAUUUUGAGGAACUGAGGACAGAUCAGACUGAAAGUGAGGUGGAUUAUGACUUGUACUUGGAAGGCUGUGAUUGAGGCCCGGAGGAAUGGAAAAGAUGGGUUGUUUAUAUAUUAACAUAGAUGGUAGUUGUAUUUAGGUCUGAAUAGUUGUAAAUAAAGCUCUAGAUUGUGUGCCAACUUGGAUUCAAAUGUAUAAAUGAUUGUAAAUAUAAUUCCCCUCUAGUUUCUGUGCCAACUUACACUCUAAUGUAUAAAUGAUUGUAAAUGUAAUCCCUCUCGUCUCUUUUGAAGACUUGC